Messenger RNA from Lolium rigidum, 683 nucleotides. Its product is annotated as protein LURP-one-related 15-like. Lineage: Eukaryota; Viridiplantae; Streptophyta; Magnoliopsida; Poales; Poaceae. Bases 1 to 633 code for a protein of 210 amino acids. The transcript has 3 exons. The record is from RefSeq and is a predicted model, not a curated record.
AUGCUACCAGCCCCAGCGAUUCCGUUGCCGGGCAGCGAGGCCCCACCCGCGCCGCUGCCGGUGGCGGGGCAUCAGUUCUGCGCGCCGUACGUGGUGCCGCUCACGGUCACCAAGAAGGCCCUCAGCAUCUCCGACGGCGACUUCGUCAUCACCGACGCCAAUGGCGCCGUCGUGCUCACGGUCAAGGGAUCCAUUUUCAGCAUCCAUAAUAGCCGCGUCCUCCUCGAUGCCGCAGGCCUGCCCCUCCUCUCCAUGGAAAAGAAGGUAUUCAGUAUGCACCACCGGUGGGAAGUGUUCAGAGGGGACAGCACAAACGCAGGCGAUCUGCUCUUUAGUGUGAAGAAAUCUUCAAUGAUCCAAUUCAAGACAGAGAUGGAUGUCUUCUUGGCUGGAAACACCGCACAACAGGUCUGCGAUUUCAAGAUCAAGGGCAGCUACUUAGAUAGGUCCUGCGCCUUCUAUCUUGGCAACUCUGCUGCAAUGAUAGCUCAAAUGAACCGUAAGAUGACUGUUUCUAGUGUGCUGCUCGACAAGGACACAUUUGCUGUUACUGUGUUUCCGCAUGUCGACUACGUGUUUAUCGCGGCUCUUGUUGUGAUCUUGGACGAGGUUCACAGGGACAAAAACGAUUGAUGAAGUUUCGCCUCUAUCAUGUUGAUGUUGUUUGUCACUUAUUGUUUUUC